CAAUCAAAGCCCCGCAAUUCCGUCAAAACGGCCGAAAUUAUGCUCCUUUCUUCUCCUUUCCAUUGCCAUUCUAAUUCUCCCUCCACACUUUCCUCGCCAUUACGCCCCAACCUUCCAACCAAUCCCUUCCGCCGCGGCCCAAUCAUGACCCCGGGACUCCACGCCGCCGACCUCCGCCGGAUCUUCCACCAGCUCGACCGCAACGGCGACGGCCUCCUCAGCAUCGACGAGCUCGGCUGGCUCCUCGACCGGAUCGGAUCAGCGUCCCUCCACUUCACCAGCGACGAGCUCGAGUCCUCCGUCGGCAAAUCCACCCUCGAUUUCGACGAGUUCCUCGCCUUCUACCGCUCCAUCGAGGACGGCGGCGGCGACGGGGAGUCGGGGGCUUCCGUGGCGGCGGCGGUGGAGAGGGAUUUGGAGGAGGCGUUCAGAGUGUUCGACAUAAACGGCGACGGAUUCAUAACGAGCGAGGAGCUCCAGAAAGUGCUCUCGAGAUUGGGGCUGUGGGACGAGACCACCGGGAAGGACUGCCGCCGGAUGAUUUCGCCGUACGAUACGAAUCUCGACGGCGUGCUUGACUUUGAUGAGUUCAAGAACAUGAUGCGAGAAACGACGUCGUCCUAAAGAAGGAGAGGGAGGGAAUUUUUGCCGGAUUUUCUUGAUUGCAGUGCGGACGGUGAGGAUUGAGUUUUUUUACGGCCGGGACUCGGGAGAUCCAAUUUCUAAAUUGGACGGUUCGGGUUGUUCUCGGAAGAACCGGUUUGUAUUUUUUUUUGUUUUAAAUUUUCUGGUUUGUAUUUUUAUGGCAUGUUAGGUUGGGUGUAGAUAAUUAAAUGAGUAGGCCAUUAUUAUUGUAUUUGAUUGGGAAUUAAUGAAUUGGGGAAGUUGGG
Linum trigynum is the source of this 890-nucleotide messenger RNA. The record is from the annotation of a GenBank genome assembly. Lineage: Eukaryota; Viridiplantae; Streptophyta; Magnoliopsida; Malpighiales; Linaceae.